Symbiodinium sp. CCMP2592 is the source of this 999-nucleotide messenger RNA. Lineage: Eukaryota; Dinophyceae; Suessiales; Symbiodiniaceae. The record is from the annotation of a GenBank genome assembly.
AUGAAUACUCUCCGCGAAGACUGCUGCGUUUGCCUCCGCCGCACCCGCCGACGGACGCCCUGCCAGCAUCCACUGUGUAGGUACUGCUUCAAGCGCCUGCGGAGACGAGAAUGCCCCUACUGUCGGAGCGAGCUGGUCAUGACUGUACAGGAGAUCCAGCACAGACCAACACCUUUAUCACCAGAGGAUCUGGAGCUGUUGCGAAACUGCGACAGCUUGGACCAACUGCAUGAGGUGGCCCUGACACUGUCAGGAAAGAUGCCGACGAGCUCACCAAGUGACCGUCGAAACGUUAUGGCUGCUGUCGCCAAGCGCUGUUGUUGCUUCACCAGCUUGGGUUGGAGGUCUCAACUGGAUGCCACCGCCGCAGCACGAGUGAUGUCGGGCCUCGUGGAGGAUGGCUUGCUGGAGCCUUCACAAAGCCUGCAGUCUGCCAUCGUCGAUGCCUUGCUGCAGCUUUGCUCUCAUCCGGCCCGGCCUUCGCGGCCGGUGUCAGCGUGUGGACGGCGCCCAGUGUCAGCUUCAUUGGCCCAGAGCAAAGCUCCGGGCUUGCCCUGCUGGCUGCAGAAGCUGGGACUUCUGGCCACCUUUGCCGGCUCCCGACUCAUCACGGAUGGCGCCAACUCUGUCGCGAGCUUGCUUCUGGACGACCUGCGCCGCUGCUUGCCGGACACAGCCAGAGAGCUCUUGGCUUCAACUGAAGAGCUUGGCAGAGGGGCAGCUCUACUCCUGGAGGUGGACUCAGCGAGUGGGGCGAACUCCUCGAGCUCCCUACGAAGGGUUCUCGCGGAGGCGCUGGGGCGCAUGGAGAGCCUAGAGGGCCCGGGGAGCGUGGCGGAGGUGAAGACCGUGCUGAAGGCGAUGGGUCUCGCCCGAGGCGAUGAGCCCAGCCUGGUGAAGCCCGGCGAGCGAAGAAGGCCGAAGUCUGCAGCAGGCAUUGGCGCGGUGCGAAAGACUCGCCCUGCUCCUCUCAGCGCCAGAAUUGCCGGUGGUGUGUGA